Didymodactylos carnosus is the source of this 912-nucleotide messenger RNA. The record is from the annotation of a GenBank genome assembly. NCBI's taxonomy places the organism in Eukaryota, Metazoa, Rotifera, Eurotatoria, Philodinida, Philodinidae.
AUGGAUAUGUGUAUGAUGGCCUUCAAGAAAUCAGGUGCACAUAAUUAUUAUUUGGGUUACGCCUUUAGUUUGAGGCGAAAUAUAACCAUACACAUUCUGAAAUUUAUCGUUUAUCUCUCGUUAACAUGGACAUGUUUUGCAAAUGUUUACAAAUAUCAAAGUUAUUCUCAUGUACUUUGUACUGCUAAAAAAGAUCUGGUAACACCUUCAACCGACCAACAAGUGUUAGAUGUAGUAUCGACAGCUGUCAAUCAAAGUCGACAUAUUAAAAUUUUAACAUCUCAUCAUCAUAGUAUAACGGAUAUUCUAUGUACAAAUGGUAUCGCAAUAUCAUUAACAAAUUUUCAAAAUUAUAAGUUAAAUAAAAAAAAUUCCAUAGUCACCGUUGGUGCUGGAAUGACACUUUCAACAUUUCUAGAACUGUUAGAUAAUGAUGGUUAUGCAAUAGAAAAUAUGCCCUCUUAUGGGGAUAUUACUGUAGGAGGACUAUUAGGGACAGCUGCACAUGGCUCAUCGCUAAAGCGUUCCGUGCCAGCUGAUUUGUUGGUUCGUAUAAAAGUGAUUACUGGUCAAUUACCAUUAGGAAUUCAAUAUAUUUCAAAUAAAGAUGAUCUAAAAGCAUUCAAGAGUCAUUUAGGGGCAUUAGUUUUUUCAUCACAAUUAUCUGAAGAACGUUUAUUUGAUAAUUCUGUAACAAAAAUGGCUAAAAAGCAUGAUUUAUUUUAUUUUGUUUGGUUACAUUCAGCAAAAUUAAUCAUUAUAACAACUGGUACUUAUUUGACAAAUUACUCAGCAAUAAAAGAUAAUGAUAAAUGGAAUUUAAUAACAGAUGUAAAUGCUCGACAAAUUCUCACACAAGGUUCUAUUUUCGAACAAAUUCAAGCAACAUCAAAUAAGUACUAUGCGCAAUAG